CCUUCUCUCGCGAGAGGCGCGUGGCGGAGAGCCAGUAGCUGUGGAGAAGCGGAGAGCGAGACCUGGGUACCAGGUCUGCAGCACUGCAGGAAUGGCAGACUUCGGAAUCUCAGCUGGCCAGUUUGUGGCGGUGGUCUGGGAUAAGUCGUCCCAGGCAGAGGCUCUGAAAGAUCUGGUGGAUAAACUUCAGGCGUUAACUGGCAGUGAAGGCCGAGUGUCUGUGGAAAACAUCAACCAGCUGUUGCAGUCUGCCCACAAAGAGUCUAGCUUUGACGUUAUUUUAUCGGGUAUAAUUCCUGGAAGUACCACGCUGCACACUGCUGAGAUUCUGGCUGAGAUGGCCCGGAUCCUUCGGCCUGGUGGAUGUCUUUUUCUGAAAGAGCCAAUAGAGACAGCUGUAGUUAACAAUAGCAAAGUGAAGACAGCAUCUAAGUUGUGUUCGGCCCUGACUCUUUCUGGUCUUGUGGAAGUAAAAGAGCUGCAGCGGGAGUCCUUGAGCCCCAAGGAGAUACAGUCUGUCCAAGAACAUCUGGAUUACCAUAGUGACAGCUUGCUCUCUGUGCAAAUUACAGGCAAAAAACCCAACUUUGAAGUGGGUUCUUCUAGUCAACUUAAGCUUUCUACUGCCAAGAAGUUUUCUCCUUCAGUGAAGCCUGCUAUGGACCCUGCAGCUGCCAAACUCUGGACCCUCUCAGCUAAUGACAUGGAGGAUGAGAGCAUGGAUCUCAUCGAUUCAGAUGAGCUGCUGGAUCCAGAAGAUUUGAAGAAGCCAGACCCAGCUUCCCUGCGGGCCCCUGCGUGUGGAGAGGGGAAGAAGAGGAAGGCCUGUAAGAACUGCACAUGUGGCCUUGCUGAAGAACUGGAAAAGGAGAAGUCCAGGGAACAGAUGAGCUCCCAACCGAAGUCGGCUUGUGGAAACUGCUACCUGGGCGAUGCUUUCCGCUGUGCCAGCUGUCCCUACCUCGGGAUGCCAGCCUUCAAACCUGGGGAGCAAGUGCUCCUGAGCAACAGCAAUCUCAACGAUGCCUAGGAGGGACCCCGCCCGGGACACAGCUGCUCCUCCAGCCGACUCCUGUCCCUCAGCUCUCGUCUCUGCAUCUGUUCACUCUGUUGGAAACCCAUUUGCAGGGAGGGUGC
Messenger RNA from Molossus molossus (Pallas's mastiff bat), 1137 nucleotides. RefSeq names its product cytokine induced apoptosis inhibitor 1 (gene CIAPIN1). Gene Ontology annotation, molecular function: iron-sulfur cluster binding. The record is from RefSeq and is a predicted model, not a curated record. The transcript is spliced from 9 exons. Lineage: Eukaryota; Metazoa; Chordata; Mammalia; Chiroptera; Molossidae. The coding region runs from base 92 to 1030 and encodes 312 amino acids. Gene Ontology annotation, biological process: iron-sulfur cluster assembly. Gene Ontology annotation, cellular component: cytoplasm.